This is a messenger RNA of Vidua macroura (Pin-tailed whydah), 2500 nucleotides long. RefSeq names its product mitochondrial ribosomal protein S34 (gene MRPS34). The transcript has 4 exons. The coding region runs from base 1576 to 2313 and encodes 245 amino acids. Lineage: Eukaryota; Metazoa; Chordata; Aves; Passeriformes; Viduidae. Gene Ontology annotation, molecular function: structural constituent of ribosome. The record is from RefSeq and is a predicted model, not a curated record. Gene Ontology annotation, cellular component: mitochondrial small ribosomal subunit; mitochondrion. Gene Ontology annotation, biological process: mitochondrial translation.
CCGUGGGUUUGAAGGGGCUGUUUCGUGGGAGCUCGGCGUGGAGCGCAUCGUCGGAAGUGUCGGUGGAAGGAGCACCGUGUACCAAGCGCGUCGUUGGAAGUGCCGGUGGCGGCCCGUGGGGCGCUCUGGUGGUGGCUGCCGCCCCCGUCCCUGGCGGAGCCCGUGUUUGUGCCGGGGCAGCGAAAGGCACUGCAGCACCCCCGAAUGAACAGCGGUUCCUUUGAUAGAAUUCCCCUUAAGAAGCAGAAACCGAAGGGCUCUGUUGCUGCCGUUGCUCGCUGCCCUCGGACUGCAUAUGUAUCCCCCGCUAGCCCCGCGGAGUCACACCAGAAGUGGCGGAUCUGGAACAUGAUUUGCGCUCGUUCUCCCGGGCAGGGGGAGAACUAUAUGGUCGGCUGUUAUGGAGCUGCAUCGUUUCCCUGAUGACUUGCUGUGUGUGGUGAUGUCUUUCAUUUCUGUCCAUCCAACACAGCCAAUUCCACAUUUUUUCAAGCAUUCUUGUCAUCUCUUCUGCUCUGUGGACUCAGAAACUGAUGUGUAAAGGCCUUAAACAGAAAGGAGCUUGAUCCUUGUGCUGCACAACCCCUGGGUACAAGCUCCCAACUCUGUACCCUGUAAUAAGUGGCUUAACUGCUCUGAUAUUUCCCCCAAAUUUGGAUGGAUUGAGAUCAAGUAUUUUAUUUUAAACCAGUGUCUCUCAAAUUAAUCAGGUACCUCCUGCUUACUCCUGUGCCCCUGUCUUUUUUCAAGAGAUGCACCAUAUUAGUCUUAAGAGCACUGUCAACCUUUUUAAUGUGUGGUUUACUUUUUUAGUGUGCAGCACACAUGUACACACCCCUUUCUCCUCACACAUUGAUCUUGGCUGCUGGGAAAACCCACUCAGUAUCCUGAAUGCCUUCAGUGUAGGACUUAGCAGUAGCACUGGAAUUGCUGUGCUUCCUUUAAUUUAAGAUACGGAUUUCAAUGAAAAAAAUAAAAGUCUUCUGUCACAUUUAAUUGACCAGUCUAUAGCCAAAAUCCAAGGCCUGAUCUAUGCAGUUUUUACUUAAAGACUACUCAUUCAAAGUGUAGCCUCACUCUGCUGGCAUUCCAUGGCUGGAGCAGCUCAGAGGAAUUUGUCUCAUCCUGGUAGGGAGUUCCAUGACGCAGCUGCUGCUCGUGGCCCAGCCUCUGACUGAAGACCUGGGCCAGAUGUGUUGCUUUAAUCUUCCUGAAACCUGGUUUACUCAGGUUUUGAACGUUAUCUGACAUAGCUGAAUCUGCUCAGAUUUUUCUAAACCAGACACUGUUCAGAUGCUUCUCAACAAGCAAGCCCGGCUCCCCCGAGAGCCGCCUAGCACACCGUACCUGCGGGCACCGGCGGGUCUGCACCACGGCCAGGGGCCGCGGCGCGCUCUGCGGGCAGCAGCCUGAGAGCACCCACCGCGGGCGGCUGGGCCAGCGGAACGCUGCGGUUGACCCUGGCGACGGGCGGGGAGACUUCCGCGGGGCCCGGCACGGCUUCCGGGAGAGGCGGGAGCAGUGGAUCCGGGUGCGGCGUUCGGUUGUGCUCCCUCCGCGCCUUCGGCCGCCGGCAUGGCCCGCAAGAAACUGCACCGGCCCAUCGCCGCCAUGGCCAAGAAGAUCCGCGAGUACCGGGAGCUGAAGGAUCGGCCACGGGACUCUCAGCGCUUCGCUGUGGACUACGAGACCAUGCGGCGGCCGCUAACGCAGAAACGGCUGCCCGUGCGAGCCUGGGAGGACGUGCGGAACGAGAACCGACUGUUUGCGCUGCUCUGCCGCCUGCCGCGCUUCGGCGUGGGCCGCACCGUCACCCGCAAGUCCUGGCUGUGGGCGCACCACGAGCCCUGCUACUGGGUCGUCACCAAGGUGAAGGCGGACUACAUGGCCGAGAACAUGGACCAUGGAAGAGCCUGGGGCUACCUGACCUUCAAAGGCAAAACUGAAGAGGAAGUGAGGGAGAUCGACAAAGCCAUGUACCAUGACUGGCGUAUGGUGCCCAAACACGAGGAGGAAGCCUUCAAGAAAUUCACCCCAGUGCCUGAGGCGACUGUUCGGUUCCUGCCAUACCCACCACUGCUCCGAGCCAUGAUCCUUGCACAGUGGCAGAAGGAGGGAAGACCAAUCAUGGAAGAGCCAAAUAUUGAUCUGGAGAAGGUCCUGGCCUCUCCUCAAGAGUGGGCAAAGAAAAAAGCUACUGGGACACUGUGCCUGGACAUCAUGACAGCCAAAUGGAGAGCCAUUACCUCAGGCACAGCAUCUGAUUCUCUGAACACUGCAGAAGGCAGUGUGAGCAAGAAGCGAGGAACAUGACUUCAAUACUAAGAUAAUCCAAAGCUAUCUCUCUUACUCCCAAAUAUGGCUGUCAAGAGAUAGGGGAAAUUAUUUUAGUUCUGUUGAUGCAAAGGAGGUGGUAUUGGCUCUUACCAUUUGAAGCCAAUUGUAAAUUACCCCUGUUCCAGGGCAGCAUGUUAUGAACAUUAAAAGAUGCAGCUCCUGA